Aspergillus terreus NIH2624 is the source of this 4992-nucleotide messenger RNA. RefSeq lists its product as uncharacterized. NCBI's taxonomy places the organism in Eukaryota, Fungi, Ascomycota, Eurotiomycetes, Eurotiales, Aspergillaceae. The coding region runs from base 1 to 4992 and encodes 1663 amino acids. Gene Ontology annotation, biological process: long-chain fatty acid biosynthetic process. Gene Ontology annotation, molecular function: 3-oxoacyl-[acyl-carrier-protein] synthase activity; magnesium ion binding; holo-[acyl-carrier-protein] synthase activity. Gene Ontology annotation, cellular component: fatty acid synthase complex. The transcript is spliced from 2 exons. The record is from RefSeq and is a predicted model, not a curated record.
AUGCCCUUUAGCAACAAAAAGUCGGAAUCCCCGGGACCAGCUCUUCCUGACCCCAACGUGCUACUGCCCGUGACCAGAGCAGCGGAGAAAGACACCAACCGUGGAAAACCAGCGGUGGCAAGAGUAAAGACCGAAAGGGCCCUGAUGGCGCGGCAUGUUGUUCUUGCGAUGACUGCCCAGAAGCUACGACGUCCUUUCUACCAGCUAUCCAUGAACAAGACAGUCCGUGAGCUGUCUGCAGGAAAAUCCACACUCCAGAAUGAACUGACGGGGGAUUUGAUGACUGAGUUUGGGAAGAUCCCGGAGGGCGUCGAAGAUAUCCCUUUGGCUGUGUUGGCAGAUAAGCUCCAGGGGACUUUUGGCGGGCGAGCAGGCGCCCUGAUGAAUUCCCUGGUAUCUCGCCUGAUAUCUAGCAAGAUGCCCGCGGGAUUUAACCAGAUUGCGAUUGAGCGGUACCUGCAGGGUCGCUGGGGUCUUACAAAGUCCCAUUCGGUGAUCCCCCUUUGCCUGGCGAUCACGCUGGAGCCAGCUUCUCGAAUCCCCGAUCUCGACUCUGCUCAGCGAUUCUGGGACGAUACGGUGUCCCGAUACCUAGAGUUUGACGGAAUCUCCCUCGAGGCGGCAUCCGACUCCCGUGGCGCUCAAGAUACACCUGCCUCCGUUACCGUGGAUGCUGCUUCCCUAGAAGUAUUGAACAAAGAACAAAAGAGGUUGUAUCGUCAGAUACGCGACUUGCUUUCCUCUCAUCUUCAAGAUUCUGAACAGUCAUCAACAGAAGGGGAAAAAUGCACAGAAGAUGCUCUUCAUACUCAGCACGUAUCAGACAUACUUCUUACUGAAUUCGAUGACCAGUUCGUGCGUUCCAUACGGUCUAUUUUCAACACUGCCCAAGCCCGUCAUUACGACUCAUGGUGGAAUUGGGAACGGGAGACCCUCGUUUGCUGGGUGGAGGAACUGCUCCAGGGCAUGUCAGAUGGGACGCCUGUGCGUAUGGAUGGCCGUCUACGCAUGGUUCUCAAUCGGUGGAAUAGCACCUGCACAGACAUUAUUACCGCAGCCCUGGACCGACAAAUUUGCAAUUCAUCCGCAAUGUUAGAAACGGACAUUUGCGCCGCCCUGAAUUCAAUCCUGGAGCUCGGCUCUUUUGCAUUGCAGAGCGAUCCGGUCUACGUUUACUCCCACGCCCCGUUACAACCAACAGUCAAUGUGUCCAGUUCUGGGGAAUUUGAAUACCUCGAAAGCCCGCGAGAAGCCCAUACUUAUGCAGAGGUUGUGCGACAGAUACGUAAGACUUCCACAAGAAGGGACGCGGCGCCUUUUACCCAUAUCAGGACACGACCGAUGGGUGGGGACUGGGAAUACGACCCGAGAGCGACAGUGUUGCUUCACUCCAUACUGGACACCGGCAUCUCGAAAGGGCUCAGCUUCGCAGGGAAAACGGCUCUGGUAACCGGUGCUGGCCCUGAUUCAAUAGGUGCGCAGGUCGUGGAAGGCCUGCUUACUGGCGGUGCGCGUGUGAUUGUUACGACGAGCCGCCCGAUUUCAGAAAGCUCUGCUUUCUUCCAGCAGAUCUACCGUGCCCAUGGAGCAAAAGGGUCGUCUCUGACCGUCCUACCCAUGAAUCAAGCUAGCAAACGAGACUGUCAAGCUUUGGUCGAGUACAUAUACACCAAUCCGUCAGUGACUGGUGGUGACUUGGAUUACAUCCUACCAUUUGCGGCUAUCCCACAGACAGGUGAGCUGGAAAGCCUUAACGGCCGCCACGAAGUCGCGCUUAGAGCUAUGCUGGUCAAUAUUUUGCGACUUGUCGGAUGCGUCCGGCGCGAAAAGGAAAAACGGCGCAUUGACACAAGGCCAACCAUGUUUGUGCUCCCCAUGUCGUGUAAUGAGGGCACAUUUGGUGGAGAUGGACUGUACGCCGAGUCAAAAAUCGCUUUGAAGACACUGUUCAACAGAUUUUUCUCUGAAAGCUGGUCCACGUACAUCGUUGUCUGUGGUGCGGUGAUCGGCUGGACUAGAGGAACAGGUUUAAUGCGGUCGACGAAUAUGAUCGCGGAGGAAAUGGAAAAGCUGGGCCUACUUACCUUCACACAACAGGAGAUGGCGUUUAACAUUCUUGCCCUCAUGACACCUGCAAUCAUGGAGCUUGCCGAAACAACACCAGUGUACGCGGACCUCACUGGCGGGUUUGAUCACCUGUGGAGAAUAAAGGAUGAGAUAACAAAGGCACGAAAAAGGGUCGCCGACAGACUCCAACUACACAAAGUGCUGGCUGAAGAGGAAGCUCGUCAUCAUCAAGUACUCUUUGGCGAGAAGAAGGGACAGCAGGAACAAGAUCAAGUCAAGCAAUGUCGUGCGAGGAUGUCCCUCAAUAUUCCAUCUCUCCCCAGACAAAGUGACCUCGUAUCAGGGCUUGCGAAUAUCGAGGGAAUGAUCGAUCUAUCAACUACAGUUGUAGUAGUUGGCUUCUCCGAACUUGGUCCCUGGGGUAACGCUCGAACCCGAUGGGAUAUGGAAUACCGAGGAGAUUUCACCCUCGAGGGGUAUAUCGAGAUGGCCUGGAUGAUGGGACUGAUCAAGCAUGUCGAUGGGGCUUUUAACGGAGAGCCCUAUGUAGGAUGGACGGACACAGAAACUCAAACACCCAUUCGUGACGACGAGAUCCCUAACAAAUACCGUGACCGUAUCAUGGCCAAUGCCGGUGUUAGGAUUAUCCCGCCCGAGGGACUUGAUGGUUAUCAUCCCUCCAGGAAGGAAUUCCUCCAGGAAGUGGCCGUGGAGGAGGAUUUACCACCUUUUGAAAGCUCCAAGUCGAAUGCCGAGGCAUUCAAACUGAGGCACGGUCACAAUGUCACCAUCGAGCAAAUUCCUGGUUCGGACAACUACCGUGUAUAUCUCCGGAAGGGCGCCAUUUUGAUGAUCCCCAAGACGAUACCGUUCUCCCAGAUCGCAGCUGGGACAAUCCCCACUGGAUGGGACCCAUUGCGAUAUGGCAUCCCAGAGGAAAUCGUCCAGCAGGUGGAUGUGACUACUUUGUAUGCUCUCUGCUGCGUAUCGGAGGCAUUCUUGUCAGCGGGGAUCAAGGAUCCAUACGAGAUCUACGAGCAUAUCCACGUGUCGGAGCUCGCAAAUUGCUUAGGCACAGGUGGUGGCCCGAUAAAAGUCAUCCAGAGUAUGUACCGGGAUCGAUAUCUCGAUAGGCAGGUGAGGGGAGACAUUAUCCUCGAGCACUUUCUCAAUACCAUGGGCGCGUGGGUGAACAUGCUGCUGCUAUCAGGCUCGGGGCCACUGAAAACUCCUGUCGGUGCAUGUGCCACGGCACUGGAGUCACUGGACAUUGGAUGCGAAGCCAUCCAGACGCGCAAAUGUCAGGUCGCUGUUGUCGGCGGGUGUGAUGAUUAUAGGGAAGAACUGGCCUAUGAGUUUGCCAAUAUCAAGGCGACUGCAAACUCCAGCGAGGAACUCGCCACGGGUCGCCUGCCCAAGGAGAUCUCUCGACCAACUGCGGCUUCACGAAGUGGCUUUGCUGAAUCUUCUGGUUGUGGAGUGCAGAUUCUGAUGAGUGCGGAAUUGGCGUUGAAGAUGGGCGUUCCUAUAUACGGUGUUGUUGCAUACAGUCAGAUGGCGAGUGACCAAAUCGGCCGAUCUAUCCCUGCCCCAGGAAAGGGAAUUCUGACAGCAGCACGGGAGAGCCAGGAAGGAAAGGAUUCCCCGCUAUUGGAUCUGGAUUUCAGGCGCAGAUGCUUCGAUCAGGAAAUGGCCCACAUAAGAGAACAAUGUGUCCAGGAGGGAACUCAUGAUACACAGUUCUUGGGUCCUUUCACGCACGACCAAGUGCAAACACUACGUGUCAGAGAGACUCAGCAGCGGUGGGCUAAUAAUAUCCGCUCACUGCUCCCCGGUAUCGCGCCUAUGAAGGCAGCUCUGGCCACAUGGGGACUAUCCAUUGACGAUAUCGGGGUGGUUUCUAUGCAUGGUACAUCAACCAAGGCCAAUGAGGUGAACGAAGGCGAUGUCAUCAACACCCAGAUGGAACAUCUUGGGCGACGCCAGGGCAAUCCACUGCUCUGUGUAUGCCAGAAGUCGCUAACUGGUCACCCCAAGGCGGCGGCUGGUGCAUGGCAACUGAAUGGGUGCAUGCAGAUGCUACAAGAAGGCAUUGUACCCGGUAAUCGGAAUGCGGAUAACAUUGAUGGAGAACUUCGACGAUAUGAACAUCUGGUGUAUCCGAUGGAGUCGAUUCGGAUACGGAGACUGAAGGCAGCGAUGGUGACGUCCUUUGGUUUCGGGCAAAAGGGCGCAGUCUGUAUUGUGGUGGCACCUCGCUAUCUCUUUGCCGCUAUUGCUUCCGGCCAGUAUGAAGAUUAUCGUACUAGGGCGAGGAGUAGACAACGUACCAUCAACGCUACGUUUGCUUCUCGCAUCCUCAAAGGUUCGAUGGUCCAGGUGAAGGAUCAAUCGCCGUGGAAAGAUCCGGCUGCGAUGAAAAGGGUUCUGCUUGAUCCUGACAGUCGUGUUCUCUCCAAGGGCACUUCGAUCACCACGGGGACAUCAGUCAAGUCCCUGUCGAGUGCACCUGUGGAGAUCAAGUCUACAACCCCAGUGAAGCAACCCGAGAGCAUUGGCGCGAGCAAGCUGUCCAACACAGUUCAGGUGAUGAUUGAAGCGGCUUCGCAGAAAACAGCGGGUGCCUCUUCCACGAGCGUUGGUGUCGAUGUGGAGGAGAUUGCCAGCGUCAAUAUCAACAAUAAGGUUUUCCUUGAGCGCAACUUCACCCGCGCCGAGAGGGACUAUUGUCAGAAUGCUGCCAACCCCCACGCUUCCUACGCUGGACGUUGGUGUGCCAAGGAAGCGGUCUUCAAAAGUCUCCAGACAGCAUCUGCAGGAGCAGGGGCAGCCAUGCACGAUAUCGAGAUUGUGAGCGAUGAUGGGAUUCCGCGAGUGAUUGUGAGCAUUCUCUUCUUCACUGUAGGGACUCGGCUAAUGUUCUAG